AUGAGAGGGGUAUCAUCAGCAUCAGCAUCAGCAUCAUCCUCCAAAAUGGGAGACGCUGAGGCUGGCCGUUUGAGGCUUUGGGCACUUUUCGCUGCAGUAAGCUUGGCAGGAAGAGAAGUCGAUGGACGGCGACUAACCCGCGCAAAACAGGAUGAAAACCAACCAAUUUCAGAGCCAUUUAGAGCUUUCGGUUUGACCAGUAUCGAUCGCCACUCCCAUGCCCUCAACUCCCUCAUCAAAGCGAUGAGGGAUGAUUCAACCCAGCUGGCAUAUGAGGCCGCAUAUAGUUUGGGUCGGAUGCAAAAACCUAAUGCAAUCCCUUCUUUAGAAGCUGUUGUAGAGGAUCUUUCCUUGCAUACCAUUGUUCGCCUAAAGGCUGCAGAAUCUCUUGAUACAUGUGAACUGGCCCUUAUUCGAAUUAGGGAGCUAAAAAAUGCUACCUCUGAUAAAUUAGUAUAUUUCAAGUGCUUCGAACCAGCUCCACCUGUCUUUCGUCCUAAUCCAGAAUUAAGGGAAGUUCUACUGAAUGAAGACAAUAGCCUAUAUGAGCGUUGCUCUGCACUUUUCACACUUCGACUUCGCUGUUUGCCUCCAUUUGGUGAUACCGGGGAAGCACUGUCAGCUAUCAUUGAAUCCCUAGGUGCAAAAAGCCCUAUUCUACGGCACCAUAUUGCCUAUUGCUUGGCCCAAGUGGGGGACAGAGAAGCUUUUCAUGCUCUGUCCCAGGUUCUUCAGAAUGCCUCAGACCAUUCCAUGGUUAGACUUAAAGCUGUUGAUGCUCUUCUUCUAUUGCAGCAAUCGAAGGUCUUGGUUCUACUACAUACUGCAAAUGUAUCGAGCUGUUCAAGGAAUUUGCUAAGGAUCCUGAGCCUAUUGUCUCACAAAAGCUGUGAAGUUGCUCUUAGGAGGCUUGAUUUUCUGCGAACAAACUCUUGCUUUCAGUUUAGUGUUGACCCCACAGCAUGGCAUACAAAGGGAAUCCGCAAGAAAGACUAAUAGGGGAUGAUAUGUUAAUUAAAGAAGAAAAGUACUUUUGGUGUUGUUGGAGUAAUUAAUUAGAAUCUGUUUUUAUUUUAUUAUGCAGGCCUAAGACAUUCCUGUAUCUCAGUUUUUUGGAAUUUAUCUUUAUAUAUACUGUUCUAGUUAUAUGAUUCUCAAAAUUUCCCGUCUCGAUACCCAAUGCAUGUUACAUGUGCAUUUCUACACAUUAUUUAAUUUUAAUAAAACAACUAUCUGCAAAUGUGCACGCUAGAUUUUAACUGCUACUACUACUUUUAUCUAUUUCAAAUCCCCCCUUGGAAUCUGUAGUUUUCCAUAAGCAUUUCAGGAGUACCUCCAAGUAACUUAAUUAUAUCCAUCCAUUGGAGCAAUGGCCAAUGCAGCUACCAUUUACUAAUACAACCAAUUUCUUGAUCUAAACCAAUGUAAUUCAAGUCAGCUUUUGCUGCAUCAACAUGAGAAUUUAUAGACAACUGAAAGUUCAAUUUAUGUGGAAUGCUAAGCACUAAUUAAUAACUGCAUUGGCGAUUUAAUAUUAUGGGAAACUUGGAUGACUCUUAAGGAUGGCGCAAAGGUUACUACUCCAUGGGUAUAGAUAGUUCAAAAUUUUCUGCUGUAGAUUUGGGAUCUGGUGUGACUGCCCUUCUCACUGGAAGCAUCU
This is a messenger RNA of Olea europaea var. sylvestris, 1660 nucleotides long. RefSeq names its product deoxyhypusine hydroxylase-B-like. The transcript is spliced from 9 exons. NCBI's taxonomy places the organism in Eukaryota, Viridiplantae, Streptophyta, Magnoliopsida, Lamiales, Oleaceae. The record is from RefSeq and is a predicted model, not a curated record. The coding region runs from base 1 to 996 and encodes 331 amino acids. Gene Ontology annotation, molecular function: oxidoreductase activity.